AUGUGUGCUCAAUACUGCAUCUCCUUUGCUGAUGUUGAAAAAGCUAAUACCAACAUUCAAGAUUUUAUCCAUCUCACACCGAUUGUAACAAGCUCCAUUUUGAACCAAGUAACAGGUCGCAAUCUUUUCUUCAAAUGUGAACUCUUCCAGAAAACUGGUUCUUUUAAGAUUCGUGGUGCCCUUAAUGCAAUCAGAGGCUUGAUUCCUGCUACUUCAGAAGGAAACAAGCCCAAAGCUGUUGUUACUCACAGCAGUGGAAACCAUGGCCAGGCUCUCACCUAUGCUGCUAAACUAGAAGGUAUUCCUGCUUAUAUUGUGGUGCCCAAGACAGCUCCCAACUGUAAAAAACUGGCAAUACAGGCCUAUGGAGCCUCAAUAAUAUACAGUGAACAGAGUGAUGAGUCCAGAGAAAAUGUUAUAAAAAGAAUUAUAGAAGAAACAGAAGGCAUCAUGAUACAUCCCAACCAGGAUCCAGCAGUGAUAGCUGGGCAGGGGACAGUUGCCCUGGAGGUACUGAACCAGGUUCCCAUGGUGGAUGCAGUGGUGGUCCCUGUAGGAGGAGGAGGAAUGGCCGCUGGAAUAGCAAUUACGGUGAAGGCUCUGAGACCUACUGUGAAGGUAUAUGCUGCUGAACCCUUGAAUGCAGAUGACUGCUACCAAUCUAAAGUGAAAGGGGAACUGACCCCCAAUCCUUAUCCUCCAGAAACCAUAGCAGAUGGUGUCAAGUCCAGCAUUGGGUUAAACACCUGGCCCAUUAUAAGAGAUCUUGUGGAUGAUGUCUUCACUGUCACAGAAGAUGAAAUUAAGUAUGCAACCCAGCUGGUGUGGGAGAGGAUGAAACUACUCAUUGAGCCUACAGCUGGUGUUGGAGUGGCUGCUGUGCUCUCUCAGCAUUUUCAAACUGUUUCCCCAGAAGUAAAGAACAUUUGCAUUGUGCUCAGUGGUGGAAAUGUAGAUUUAUCCUCUCUAACUUGGGUGAAGCAGGCCGAUAGGCCAGCUCCUUAUUAAUCAGUUUCUAUUUAA
This is a messenger RNA of Elephantulus edwardii (Cape elephant shrew), 1023 nucleotides long. RefSeq names its product serine racemase (gene SRR). The record is from RefSeq and is a predicted model, not a curated record. Gene Ontology annotation, biological process: pyruvate biosynthetic process; D-serine biosynthetic process; L-serine metabolic process. The transcript has 7 exons. Gene Ontology annotation, molecular function: serine racemase activity; ATP binding; L-serine ammonia-lyase activity. Gene Ontology annotation, cellular component: cytoplasm. NCBI's taxonomy places the organism in Eukaryota, Metazoa, Chordata, Mammalia, Macroscelidea, Macroscelididae.